AUGGCCAACAGCGCCGCGUCCGGGUCAGACCAUUAUGGGCAUCUCCUGCGGGAUAAUCUGUACAAAUCGCUCAAUUUGUUCGCCGGAGAGUUCGCGGCUCACCCCUUCAACCCUUUGGACGAGUUCACGCGUCGCCGCCUUUCGUGCAAGAUUCUGUCGGACUAUGGCCCCGUGUUGAACUACCAGCCCAAGGCUCCCAAGACGCAAGCGCCAAGCGCCCAAACCCAGGAAUCCGCAGCGUCUACGCCUGCGAAGGAAGCGCCAGUGAUUAACGUCCGCAAGGCCAAGACCCCGAUUGCCGAAGUCGUGGAUGGACUGCACGCCGCGUUGUCCAGCUCUCGUCCCGUGUCUAACAAGCUGGCGUACUUAGAUGCAGCCGUAUCGGAUGAAGUCAACUUCGGCAUUGUGCGCAAGCGCCCACUGCUGGCGCUGGGCGCUGGCGACUCCGCUAAGCGACACGAGCAUGGCGCUAUCCGUGCCGUCGACAAAGGCGACAGCACCGAUACGAGCGCCAUCACUUCUUACCUGCGGGAGACAGUCGCAGGUGGCCAUUCUAUCGCAACCCUCGGCAUAAAGCCGAAAACUGACGUCAUCCGUCGCAACAAGCCCAAAUGGCACCCUCCGUGGAAGAUGUACCGCAUGAUCGUUGGCCACCAGGGGUGGGUGCACUGCGUGUCUGUCGACGUGUCUAACCAGUGGUUCGCGACCGGCAGCUCCGACCGCCUGAUUAAGAUUUGGGACCUGGCGACGUGCCAAUUGAAGCUUUCUCUGACCGGCCACAUCAACGCCGUGCGUGACCUGAAGAUCUCCGACCGUCACCCUUACCUGUUCAGCUGCGGAGAAGACAACACCGUGAAGUGUUGGGAUAUAGAGCGUAACAAGGUGAUACGCAGCUACCACGGCCACCUUUCAGGUGUGUACUCUCUGGCUCUGCACCCAGGUCUGGAUGUACUGUUUAGUGGCGGCCGUGAUGCCGUCGUUCGCGUCUGGGAUAUUCGAACUAAGGAAUCUGUGCACGUUCUCACCGGCCACACCGGCACUGUUAUGAGCCUGGUGUCCCAGAGAGCUGAGCCACAGGUGAUAUCCGGCUCCCAGGACAAGACUGUCCGGCUGUGGGACCUGUCUGCCGGCAAGACAGUCACCACCCUCACCAACCACAAGAAGAGCAUCCGCGCCAUGGCCGUUCACCCCAGCGAGUACACGUUCUGUAGUGCCGGCGCAGACAACGUCAAGGUGUGGAAGUGCCCCGAAGGCGUGUUCCACCGCAACAUCGGCGGUCACAACUCGAUCUUGAACUGCGCCGCCAUAAAGGACGACGGGGAGUCGUCGGUGCUUGUAGCCGGCUCCAACAACGGCCAGCUGCACUUCUGGGACUGGCACAGCGGCUACAAGUUCCAGACGCUCGAAAGCGUGGUGCAGAAGGGCUCACUGGAGAGCGAGAACGGCAUUUUCGGGUGCGCGUUCGACAUGAGUGAGAGCCGCCUGAUCACCGCCGAGUGCGACAAAACCGUAAAGAUCUGGAUCCAGGACCCCGAGGCGACGCCUGAGACCCACCCCGUGGUCUGGAAGCCCGAGGCUGCGUCGAGGCAAUACUAG
Messenger RNA from Babesia ovata, 1596 nucleotides. RefSeq names its product WD G-beta repeat-containing protein. Gene Ontology annotation, biological process: mRNA splicing, via spliceosome. The record is from RefSeq and is a predicted model, not a curated record. The transcript has a single exon. Gene Ontology annotation, molecular function: protein binding. NCBI's taxonomy places the organism in Eukaryota, Apicomplexa, Aconoidasida, Piroplasmida, Babesiidae. Gene Ontology annotation, cellular component: Prp19 complex; precatalytic spliceosome; catalytic step 2 spliceosome. Bases 1 to 1596 code for a protein of 531 amino acids.